This is a messenger RNA of Notolabrus celidotus (New Zealand spotty), 2573 nucleotides long. Its product is annotated as RILP-like protein 1. The transcript has 8 exons. NCBI's taxonomy places the organism in Eukaryota, Metazoa, Chordata, Actinopteri, Labriformes, Labridae. Bases 179 to 1558 code for a protein of 459 amino acids. Gene Ontology annotation, molecular function: protein dimerization activity. The record is from RefSeq and is a predicted model, not a curated record. Gene Ontology annotation, biological process: cilium assembly. Gene Ontology annotation, cellular component: cytoplasm; ciliary basal body.
UCUCUGCUGGCAAAGUUGCAACUGUCAACAAACUAAAACAAGUCCUCUCCAUGUUCAUACUCGCCUCGGCUAGUUUACACGAAGAAGUGUCUCACCAGGAAAGGUGAGUUUUCUCAGUGUAUGAAAGGAGUUAAAGAUAUGUUAAAUGUCGGAGGUGCAGUAAAGGCACAGGACCAGCAUGGAGACGCGCGUUGUGUCCGCGCUGGACAGACCCGCGGCGGAGCUGACAGUGACAGAUGUGUACGACAUUGCGGCGGUGCUCGGACAGGAGUUUGAGCGGAUCAUAGACAAAUUUGGGUGCGAGUCUCUUGUCGGGUUGGUGCCCAAAGUGGUGCGGGUACUGGAGUUGUUAGAGGCGCUGGUGAGCCACGGAGCCGCCGGACAGGAGGCCGAUGAGCUGCGGAGAGAGCUGGAGAGGCUGCGGCAGGAGAGGAGCGACAGAUUCAACCAGGAGAGGAAACACCAGGAGGAGCUGGAGCUUUUAGAGGAUGUAUGGAGAGGAGAAGUUCAGGACCUGCUCUCUCAAAUCACUCAGCUUCAGACAGAGAACAAGAAGCUGCUCGUGAGCCUCACACUCAAAGAGUCCCCCAUCACAGAAGAAGAGCUGCAGAAACAUGAGGGAAUGUCAGAGAAGGAGAGGCAGAUGAUGAAAAGGCUGAAAGACUUGGUGGAUAAGCAAAGGGAUGAAAUCCGAGUUAAAGAUCAUGAGCUGGCACUUAAAAACGAGGAUAUUGAAGCUCUCCAGUUGCAGCAGUAUCGGCUGAUAAGAAUCAACCAGGACCUCCGCCACAGGAUAGGAGUGAUGGAGUCUCAGGGAAAGGCUCUGAUUCAGCAGAGGGCAGAGCUGGAGGCUGCAGCUCAGGCCAGGCAGCAGGAGCUGGGGGCUCUGCAGCAGGAGGUGACAAGGCUCAGAAAAGAGCUCCGGGGAUGGGAGCUUGAGAAAGAAGUCACUGAAAUAGAGGAAACCUCAUUUGGUAGAUCUGUGAUGACAUCUACAUCUCCAGCAAAGGGGCCCUUGUCAGCAGCACCUUCAAUCUCACUUAAACCAAACUCAGUGUGGGUAGAGUGUGGAGGAGACCUUGAGUUCAUGGAAAACUGCUUUGAGCAUGAAAGGAGUCCCUCUCCCCUCACAAAAUCAUCACAAGGAAAAAAUAUUAAGAACGAGAGCAACAAAGAAGAGGACACAUCAGCAAUGAUACUGAAGGUGUCGGCUGAAACAGAGCCAGAAGAGGAGACAGACAGCUCAGAUGAGGAGUCAGGCAAACCUCGCUUCACACUGCAGGAGCUGCGUGAUGUCCUGCAGGAGAAAAAUGAACUCAAAGCUGAAGUGUUUGUGCUACAGGAGGAGCUUGCAUAUUAUAGAAGUGAGGAGAAUGAGGAAGACUUCAGCUCCUUUGUUUGUUCUUCAUCUCCUGCACCUUUCUCCACUUCCACUGAUCAGCCUGAAUCAGGAAUCAAACGCCUGAUCUUCACAGCCAUAAUGCCGAUGGUGGCAGCCGGUUUGAUUGCAGACGACCCCACAUUGUUACCAAUCAGAAGACUUGUUUCUUUUGUAUAAACUUCUAUUUAUGAGUUGACAUCCAGAUUUUCAGUCACACUUUUAACAAAACCAGAUGGACACCAGUUUGUUUCUAUUAACAUGUUUUAGUCAACAUAUCAAAAUGAACUGGUUUAAUGGCAGUAACUAACAGUUAUUUUAAUCCCUGUUGUUAGCUUUAACAUUUUGAGCCUUUAAUUAAUCUAUGCAGCAAAAGUAUGUGACUGAUGUGUGUUUAGACUCUUUUUUCAUGGAUCUAUCCAUGCAUCAGCUGUCUUCUGACAGUGCAUCACUUUAUAUAAAAUCAUGAAUAAGCUAUGCUUCGUUUAAUACAAUGUGACUGUUUUUUACAGUAACUUGGAACCCACUCUCUUUAAUGCUUGAGCCAAAAAUCCAAUCUUUUCAGUGUGAUACAAAGUGUACAUUAUCUGCUUGGCAGUUUUGUAAGGAGCAGCUGUUACAUGAAGUAUUCUUCAGAAUAUGAAUUGUGGUUUCAUCUACAUAAUCCUUUACAGUCUCCGAAUUCUACUAUCAUCUGUCACUAUGAGUUUAACCUAAAAGGGUGUCUUUUAUGUUUAAAUCUGAUAUGGUUUUAGAGUUGAUUAAACGAUCAGCACCUUUGCUGUACACCAAUGAUAUUGGCAGGAAACAUAUUCCAACAAUAAUCAACACUAAAAGCCCUUGAUUCUGAAAGGAUGAUAUUGUUAUUAUAUGCACAUUGGAUAAAUUACUUCAAGUUGUCAUGCAUCAUUCUCUAUAUUUUAUGCAUACAGUCAGUUUUGUAGUAGUAGUUAAGUUUAAAAAUUAAUUAUUUCCGCUCUAGGUUGUUGACGUGGGAGAGAACAGCUUCAUUGAUUUGUUUGCAAAAGAUAAUUCACUUAUGCAAAGAAAUUAAAAAAUGAUUAGCGCUUUAUGUUCUUAGCUGAAGACUGUUAAAACAUGUACCAACAAUCAACAGUGAUGCUAGGUUGUAUUAUGUAAAAUGAUGCUUGAUCAGAGCAUUGAAUGGAAUAAAAACGUUUAUUUUUCAAAUGUU